GCGUCAGGACGGCCACCGCAACGUCGGGCGCGGAGCUGGGCCAGCCCAGACAGCUGUCGCGCGCUCCGUAGCCCGAACCGCCGGUCGGCGCCCGUUCCCUUCGCCCUUCGCCCCUCGCCACGUCCGGUCCGCCGCGGCUCGGCGCUGGCGCGUUAUGCUACGGUCGGCGCGUCCUGCGCGGCCCGGCUGAGCCUCGGAGCGGCGGCGGUCGGGGCUGGGGGUCACCAUGCCUACCCGAGUGUGUUGCUGCUGCUCCGCUUUGCGGCCUCGCUACAAGCGCCUGGUGGACAACAUAUUCCCUGAAGACCCAAAAGAUGGCCUUGUUAAAGCCGAUAUGGAGAAACUGACAUUUUACGCAGUGUCUGCCCCAGAGAAACUGGAUCGAAUCGGUUCUUACCUGGCGGAAAGGUUGAGCCGGGAUGUGGUCAGGCAUCGUUCUGGGUAUGUUUUAAUUGCUAUGGAGGCUUUGGACCAACUUCUUAUGGCCUGCCACUCCCAAAGCAUCAAGCCAUUUGUAGAAAGCUUUCUUCAUAUGGUGGCAAAGCUUCUGGAAUCAGGGGAACCAAAGCUUCAAGUCCUUGGAACAAAUUCCUUUGUCAAAUUUGCAAACAUCGAGGAGGACACACCGUCCUAUCACAGACGUUACGACUUCUUUGUGUCCCGCUUCAGUGCCAUGUGCCAUUCCUGCCACAGCGACCCAGACACACGGACAGAGAUUAGAAUUGCUGGAAUCAGGGGUAUUCAAGGCGUGGUUCGCAAAACAGUUAACGACGAGCUCCGGGCGACAAUUUGGGAACCCCAGCACAUGGAUAAAAUCGUGCCGUCUCUGCUGUUUAACAUGCAGAAGAUAGAGGAGGUCGACAGCCGCAUAGGCCCUCCCGCCUCCCCCUCUGCUGCGGACAAAGAGGAGAAUCCUGCGGUGCUGGCCGAGAACUGUUUCCGCGAGCUGCUGGGUCGCGCGACCUUCGGGAAUAUGAAUAACGCCGUUAGGCCGGUGUUUGCGCAUUUAGAUCAUCACAAACUAUGGGAUCCUAAUGAAUUUGCAGUUCACUGCUUUAAAAUUAUAAUGUAUUCCAUUCAGGCUCAGUAUUCUCACCAUGUGAUCCAGGAGAUUCUCGGGCACCUUGAUGCUCGCAAGAAGGAUCCCCCCCGGGUCCGAGCUGGUAUUAUUCAGGUGCUGCUGGAGGCUGUCGCCAUUGCUGCCAAAGGCUCCAUAGGGCCCACGGUGCUGGAGGUCUUCAACACUCUGCUCAAGCACCUGCGCCUCAGCGUGGACUUGGAAGCCAGCGAUUCACAGGGGGGAUCCGCGGGCGGUGCCGGCUUCAACACGGGUUCCAAAGACAGCGAAGAGAAGAUUGUGCAGAACGCCAUCAUCCAAACCAUAGGGUUUUUUGGCAGCAACCUGCCAGACUACCAGAGGUCGGAAAUCAUGAUGUUCGUCAUGGGGAAGGUGCCGGUCUGGGGGGCCACCACCCACACCCUGGACGUCGGUCAGCUCGGGGAUUUGGGGACCAGGAGGAUUCAGAUCAUGUUGCUGAGAUCUCUGCUGAUGGUCACCUCUGGCUACAAAGCCAAGACGAUUGUUACCGCGCUGCCUGGGUCUUUUCUGGACCCUCUGUUAUCAGCCUCCCUCAUGGAAGACUAUGAGCUGCGACAGUUAGUCUUGGAAGUGAUGCAUAAUCUCAUAGAUCGCCAUGACAACAGGGCGAAGCUUCGAGGGAUCAGAAUAAUACCUGACGUAGCUGACCUGAAGAUCAAAAGAGAAAAAAUUUGUAGACAAGACACAAGUUUCAUGAAAAAGAACGGCCAGCAACUCUACCGACACAUAUAUUUGGGCUGUAAAGAGGAAGACAAUGUUCAGAAAAACUAUGAGUUACUCUACACUUCUCUCGCUCUCAUAACUAUUGAAUUGGCCAACGAAGAAGUGGUUAUUGAUCUCAUUCGAUUAGCCAUUGCUUUGCAGGACAGCGCAAUCACCAACGAGGACAACCUGCCCAUGUUCCACCGCUGCGGGGUCAUGGCACUGGUCGCCGCGUACCUCAACUUUGUGAGCCAGAUGGUCGCCGUCCCCGCUUUCUGCCAGCACGUGACCAAGGUUAUUGAAAUUCGGACUAUGGAAGCCCCUUAUUUUCUGCCAGAGCACAUUUUCAGAGAUAAGUGCAUGCUUCCCAAAUCCUGGGAGAAGCACGACAAAAGUCUGUACUUCCUGGCCAACAAGAUUGCGGAGUCCCUGGGGGGAAGCGGCUACAGCGUGGAGCGGCUGUCGGUGCCCUACGUGCCGCAAGUCACAGAUGAAGAUCGACUUUCUAGAAGAAAAAGCAUUGUGGACACAGUAUCCAUCCAAGUGGACAUCCUACCCAGCAGCAGCCCGUCUGACGACGUGGUUAGUAACACUGAAGAAAUCACCUUUGAAACAUUAAAGAAAGCAAUUGAUACCAAUGGAAUGGAAGAACAGGAAAAGGAAAAGAGGCGUCUGGUCAUUGAGAAAUUCCAGAAAGCACCUUUCGAAGAAAUAGCAGCACAGUGUGAAUCCAAAGCAAAUUUACUUCAUGACAGACUCACUCAAAUUCUGGAGCUCACCAUACGUCCUCCUCCGAGCCCGUCGGGAACACUGACCAUCACUUCUGGGCAUGCCCAGUACCAGUCUGUCCCUGUCUAUGAGAUGAAGUUUCCAGAUCUGUGCGUAUACUGAGUGGCUCAGGGAGACCUCAGCAUAGGAUUUUAGAGCCUAAAAAUCGAGGCCAGGCGGUUUGUUUCCAAGGUUCACUUAGUGCGUAUCAGCGUACUUCUUGAAAAUAACGAUGGAACUUAUCUUUGACCAAAUGCUUGGCAUACCAUAUUAGAAAUUUUGCAUCUGUAUGUGAUUUACAGUACUUCUGAAGGUAGAUUUAUGCCAUGUUAGUUUCUUCUGAACUUCCUGUUGUCUUAAAGUUGAACAUGUAUUGGUCUCAACAUUAUUUCAUUGUUAAACAGUGUAUUUUAAACUUUUCAAAAACACGUAAUUUUUUUUUAAAGUAAGCCUUUGGAGGGUUGAAAGGUCUAAGAAGUGUCUACUGUAUUCCUUAAACAUCUGCAUGACUGCUGAAAGCAGCACUGCUUGGUUUUGGCCAGCUGCAAAAGCAGACACACACAGGUACAGCCCCACAUCAGGUGCUGUGGUGGGUGGCCUUGUAGGCGUUUGCCGCGGUGGUGCCUGGUGGACAUUCCUCAGCUUGUUUACGGCAGUGCAUUGCAUUGAGAAUACUCACAGAGUGGGACCCCAGUGUCACGUGCCUGUAAUUCCGUAUCUUCUGCCGAGAUCUGGUCCUUCGACCUGAGAGACUGUGAGCUUGCGCUGGGGCAGCGGGCCGUGCAGCACUGUUUACGUCCUCCGGUGUGCGGUUUACUGACUGUGCUUUGGAACUAGAGUCCUGUGUCGCUUUCGCUCCAUUAGUUCAAUGAGCUGUCUAUUUAAAGUAGCUACUAGUUCACCUGUGAAGAGUAUACAUUUUGAUUUUUAUUAAGAGCACGUUAAUUUACACUUUUAUAUAUUGUGCAUUGUCUUAAAUCCUCAUAGUCAGAAAACUACCAAAAUGGACUUUAAAUGUGUUGGAUUUGAACUGUAGCUUGUAUGCAUUUCCGUUGGGGGUUUGUUGCAUGGCAUUUGGAAGGGCGCCCAUGGUCUUCGCAGUCGGGUGUGCUGGGGGCUGGCAGAGGGAGCCCCCAUUGACCGAAGCCGCCGGGCGUACCUGUGCUGACACCCCACCCUGCGUGGACGGACUUGCGGUGUUUUCUUAAAACGAUGUGCACCUUGGUGAGUCCCGUCACGGGUCAGAACAAACAGCUUUCUCUGUAAGUCUUACCACGUUCUCCUCGAGCACUUUUAUAAAAUAACCUGUUCAUAGUUCUUCCUUUUCAGAUUUUAUUUCUUUGUAAUUAAAGAAUAUACCUAGCAAGAAUUGUAGCUCAGAAAGAACAUUCAGUUUUUGGCUUUGGUUUUGGUGUGGAAAAUUGUAGUGAAGCAUAGCACGUUACACCUUUGGGUUGAGGGUUAUGUGGGCACCUGUAGUGGAGACAGAAAAAGGUGACGAAGCAUUCUCAGAAAAUUUUGAAUAUUUAAACCGAAGUGCAGCGUCUUGAAACAACUUGUGAAAGACUUCAGUCCCGUGCGCCUGUCGAGGACACGCAGACACACAUGCUGGGCAUCCAGUAAAUGGCGGGGAGGGAGGCCUUGUCCUCCGAGUCCAGUGCCGUCCCCGCUGGGGUGCGGCCCCAUUGCCACUGUCACUGCAUUUGCCUCUGGACCAGCUAAAGUGUUUCACCAUUUAAUAGACCACAUGUUACGAGCUUUUUUUUAUUUCCCUUUUUUCUGCAUUUUUGAGAAGGAUAUUCAUUUUUGUCUGCAUUUGAAAAAUCAAAGCAGGGAGACAUGCAAAAACAAUCAUCCACGCGGAUGUCGUUUUAUAGAUGAACACUGUGUGCUUUUGUAUGAACAGAUGUAUAGUUUAGUAGUACAAGGAGAGAAGAUAUAUCGUCGUUUGCACUCAUGCAGAACAGACUGUGCUGCGCAGGAGCUCACGUUUCUCUGAUGUCCAGUGCGUGUGCCGCACGUGAAGGGUCGUUUCAACCGCCGUCUCUCACCCCCUCCCCUGGGUCAUCUGCAGACUGUGGGCAGGCGUUCUGUGGUGGGGGGGCAGCAUUGAUCUUAAAUCACAUAGACCUCUGUGCACGGUGAUUCCCAAGCAGUGGGUCGGUCGUUCUUUAGGUUUGUCCCUUCCCUGCAGGGAGUGGGUGCACAUACUGUGUUGUAUCUGGUUUUGAGACUGAAAGUGUAGGAUUUGUUGAAGUUCACUGUGUUGCUAUAUUUUUGUAGAUAUGUAAAAUUCUUAAUAAACUGUUAAAUCACUUUCUUUUUGCGGUAUGCACAUGCUUAUAUCGUUCUGUUUUUUCUGGACACUGAACAUUAACAGUUAAGUGUCCUCCUAUACUGGUGUUGUCUUGGCUCAUAUGGUUUUAUUGUCAGUGGAGUCAGGCUGAACACACACACACACUCACACACACACUCACACACACUUCCUUAAUCCUUCUGAACUCACGCUCUUCUAGAAUAAUGGAACACUUUACCAGCAGUUAAAUUCCACUCCUCAAAGCAUCUCUCGUCUUUUUGUCUGAAACUGAUCUGUGACAAUAUAUGUAAUAAACGUAACAAAGUGAGCUUUUGGAAAUGUGAAAAUUCACUGUGCAAUUCAUAUGUAAGCAAUAAAAAAUCAAAAUAAUUGUGCACAGGUACA
This is a messenger RNA of Artibeus jamaicensis (Jamaican fruit-eating bat), 5270 nucleotides long. It is a transcript of the gene EFR3A, whose product is annotated as EFR3 homolog A. NCBI's taxonomy places the organism in Eukaryota, Metazoa, Chordata, Mammalia, Chiroptera, Phyllostomidae. The transcript is spliced from 23 exons. Gene Ontology annotation, cellular component: plasma membrane. Gene Ontology annotation, biological process: protein localization to plasma membrane. The record is from RefSeq and is a predicted model, not a curated record. Bases 227 to 2692 code for a protein of 821 amino acids.